Actinia tenebrosa (Australian red waratah sea anemone) is the source of this 3989-nucleotide messenger RNA. RefSeq lists its product as uncharacterized. Lineage: Eukaryota; Metazoa; Cnidaria; Anthozoa; Actiniaria; Actiniidae. Gene Ontology annotation, molecular function: helicase activity; RNA binding; zinc ion binding. Gene Ontology annotation, cellular component: intracellular anatomical structure. The record is from RefSeq and is a predicted model, not a curated record.
CCUUUCAAUGUUGUUGGAAAUUGCGGAUUGAAUGCAGAUACAAACACCAUACAGAAGAAAGAGUCUAGUGUGGGCAGUACGGCACUUCGUUCUAGUACCCGUAAACACAAUAGGCAGGACAAUGGAUUGGUAGAUCAAGGGAUGAGUACAAACACCACACAAACGAAAACGUCUAGUGUGACUSACAGGGACUAUAAAUAUUAUACUUUGAGUGCAAACCAAGAAGGCGUGAACGAGUGUCAGUCCAGUGUAAGAGCAAUGUCCAGUGAUCCAAAAUCAUACGGAAAUGUCGACACAAUCGUUCAAUCAAUGAACACAAACGCUGUACAAAGUAUGCAGUCUAGUAUGGUCACUUAUAGGAGUCUGUCACAAUUUAGGUCAGACGUAUCAGAUCAUCAAGUAAUUAAUACAGACUUGAUACAAAGUCCUAAGUUGAAUUCGGCAGUCUCUAAGCAAGUGGACGAUAUCAUUACAGAUACCUGGUCCAGUAAUUUACCAUUCUCUAUGUCUACGAAUGGAACAACAUCUCCUCAAGACMAUACAGAUAACUUGCCAUUCUCCCUGCAGGAUGGUGAAACAGCUUUAAAGGUGGAAGACUCUGUUAUGGAUAACAGUGUACCAUUUAAUUUACAAAAUGGGACAUCUACCCGUAGAGGGAGUAUGUCUGCUCCCAAUGCCUUACCAACCUCUUAUUUGGAUGACGCUGUACCCGAUCAAGUGGAAAAACACGGAACAGAGAACUGUCUUAAUAAUCUACCAUUUUCGCUACAGGAUGACACAUUAGGCCAUCCUGUUGACGAGGCCAAUAUAGACAUUGCUACCAUCUGUCAAGCAUCACYUAAAACAGAUGACAUUUCCAGYAAAGUGGUGACCCAAGGUACACAGAACAAUACUUGUAAUGGAGGAACGAGGYCUUUGCAACGAAAGGUACACCCUCCGCUAAAUGAAAAUGAAUGCCUUGUAUCCAUCACUUUACCAGGAGCAGUUGACUGGCAGGUAGCCUUAGAUGGCUUACAAUACACGCUAAGUCGUUUUAAAUUCAAGCUACAAGACCUUCAAAAUAAGUCUCGUAAACUACAUAGUAAAAAGUAUGUGGUCUGCUUUGAGAACAAAGAAGAAGUACCCUCGGCAAUCGACAUCUUGAAAAAUGGAAAGAUCAACGCCGUUCUCUGCGAAGUUAUCCUCGACAAAUCCAUCAACGACAUUUUAAAAGAGAAAGAUAAAGCCCUGGCAUCACAUCAAAAGAAAUUUGACGAAGUUAUGCAAAGCAUUGACAGUUUGCAAGGUGAAAAAAAAAGGGCUGGUAAGACUAAGAUGAUCGCUUUGGACAAAUGGGAGAAACGAAAAGCCGAAAAAGAAGCGCUGACACAAAAGGCACUAGAAUUAAAUUGUCAGAAAAAAGAGUUUGCAGAUAUUGUUUGUAAACUUAUCGACAGAAUCCUUUCUCUAAAGGAAGUGAAAGUUGGCUGGAAGGAAUUAGAUUCAGAGAUAAAAGAAGUGAAACAGCUGAUGGAAAGAGAGAAAGAUCGCUUAAAUAAAGCUCUUCCAAUCUACGCUAAGAGAAGUGUUAUCACAGACACCGUGAAAAGCAACCAAGUAAGCAUUAUUUUGGGAGAAACUGGUUCUGGCAAAAGCACACAAGUUGUUCAGUAUCUAUACGAUUCAGGGCUGGCAGAGAAAGGCGUAAUCGUUUGUACACAGCCAAGRAAAGUCGCUGCCUUCAGCCUGGAAAAGUAUGUCUGUGAAGAAAUGAAAGAAAGCGGACAUGUAGUGGAAUGCUCUGUCGGUGCUCGAGCAGCUGACAAAAGAGCAAAGAAGACCAAAAUUCUCUUUACAACAGACUACUCGUUGUUAAUGGAAUGCAUUAAAGAUCAAGAUCUUACUCGAUUUUCCUGUGUCAUCAUUGACGAAGCCCACGAAAGAAACAUGAACACUGAUCUUCUCCUGGGAAUUAUCAAAAAAGCACUUCCCAGGCGACCGGACUUGCGUGUCAUUAUAACCUCAGCAACCAUAAAUCCAGAUCUGUUUAUCAAGUAUUUCGGUGAUUGCCCUGUGGUUAAAGUGUCUGGUAAGACGUUCCCUGUGGACGUUAUUUGGAAUAAGGAGMAAAAAACUUCUGGUGAUUACGUUUUGGAAGCUGUGGAGAAAGUCGUGGAGAUACAUCAGAACGAAGAAGCCGGUGACGUUCUCGUCUUCCUUACGUGUCCAGCUGAAAUCGAACAGGCUUGUACUAAAGUUCGUAACAGGAUCAAAAAAGAUGAUAUUMAAUUCCUUCCCUUGCACGGAAAACUUCAACAAGAAGAGCAAAGAGAGGUWUUCAAGCCCACUCCGAAAGGAAAACGCAAAGUCGUUUUUUCCACUAACUGUGCUGAGACCUCCCUGACCAUCCCUGGAAUCAAGUUCGUAGUGGACACAGGGAAAGCAAAAGAGAUGAAAUAUGAUCCAAAAAGGAACAUCAACUCUCUUGAAGUAUCUGACGUUAGCCAAAGUUCUGCCGAUCAACGAAAAGGAAGAGCUGGGAGGAUCGAGAGUGGGAAAUGCUACCGCCUGUACACUGAAGAUGAUUUCAAUGCCAUGGAGAAGUCAUCUAAACCAGAGAUCCUACGCGUKAAUCUUGGUCAAGCWUUGYUGAAGCUUAUGGAACUGGGCAUACGAAACCCUGCUGACUUUGAUUACGUCGAGUCUCCUCCUGUCGAGUCKAUCAAAACAGCGAUGAUGGAGCUGGAAGAACUUGGGGCUACAUGUGGUGGCCAACUUACUGAGCUUGGUAAAAAGAUGGCCAAAGUUCCUGUUGAUCCUGGUCUGUCAAAGUUUCUGUUUGAAGGUUUUGAACGAGGAGUUGGCWAUGAAGCUCUUGUGUUGGUGUCUGUGGCCACUAUAAAUGGCAAUGUCUUCUUUCGAAUGGGAACUGAAGAAGAGAAGAAAGCAGCAGAUAUGAAGAAAGUUGAGUUUUGUCACCUUGGAGGCGAUUUCAUGACUCUUCUAGACGUUUAUCGAUCUUGGCAGAAAGUAGACAAGAGAGACAGAGGCCGGUGGUGCUUUGAAAAGAGUWUGAAUGCCAAAGCGAUGCGUAUGGCUGAUGAAACUGUUAAUGAUCUCAAAUCAACACUGAAACACGAGCUCAAGAUGUCUGACAUCAAAUGGUCCAGUCUUGACAAAGAAACAACGGAUGGUCGGCUGCAGAARACACUCUUUUCAUGCUUCAUGACGAAACUGUGCGUUUACACUGGACACGAAAGAAGAGGUUACAAGACAAUCACUGGAGGACAUUUUGUGAAGAUUCACCCGUCUUCCUCUGUUAACUUCACUGGCUCCAAUCCUAAGUUCAUUGUCUAUGAGAAMAUUCUCAAGACUUCUCAAGAUUUCUUAUUGAACGUUACUCCAAUUGAGACAAGCUGGCUUCAGGAGAGUAUCGCAGAGAAAAAACUACACCUUGAUAUUGAAGAAGUCUUGGCUGAAGUUUUGAUGGUGCCACUACCCAGCAUACGCUGCAGUUCGAUUUUGAUGAAAAGAGCAUUCGAGCCUUUUAGAAGUAAAUUACCUUGCCUUGAGAAAAACAUCUCAGAUUCCUGUAAUAGCGCACCGAUUGUCGUCGAGGCAAAGAGAAAUGCCGGUAAAGUGGAUUUGUUUGUUCCCAAAAAUUACUCUGACAAGGCUGUAGAAUUAACCCAGAAAAUAUUGGAAGAGCAAAGGGAAAGAAUUCGCGAGGAGACGCGUGAAUGUCCUGUAAUUGCUGAGUCUUCUGCUCUUCGAGUGGUUAUGGAGAAAGGUCUAACAGUGCAGCAAAUUCUACUGCCAGACAUGUACCGCUCUGUGGUGGUGAGAAACCUCCAAGAUAGGCCAUUACACCAGCGGAUGUUAAGGAAUUUCUUUGUCAAUUUGGGAAACUUAUUGACUUUAACUCUUACCGUGACAUGCACUUUGCUACUUAUGAAAAGCCUGAAGAAGCGACACUAGCCGUAGAGUUUUGUACAGCUGAUGAGCUUGGU